AUGUGGUUAAUACUAGGGGUACUAAUAACUAUAUAUUUUAUUCAUCAAGUUUUCAAUAAUAUAUUACCACAUUAUUUCUUAGUACCGUCUCAAAAAUGGAGAGACAAAAUAUUAAAAGUAAUAAAUUAUGAUAAACCAAUAUAUCUAAAAAUAGGAUGGAAAAGAUCAAGUUUUAGAAGAAGAUUAAUAUUAGCUAGUGAAAAUCCAUCAUUCUAUACAAAUUAUUUAAAUAAUAAAUUAAAAAUAUAUCCUGGUGAUAUUACUAAUAAAGAUAAAUUUAUUGAAGAAACUAGAAGAAGAGAUGUUGAUGAUCCAAAAAGAAGAAUCUUGUAUGGAUUUUAUCAUCCUUAUGCUAAUAAUGGAGGUGGAGGAGAAAGAGUGUUGUGGCAAGCUGUUAAAUCAACUUUAGAUUCAGAUCUGAAAAAUAUAUGUGCAAUAUAUACUUCAAAUUUAGAUUCAGAACCUAUUUAUAUAUUAAAAAGAGUUGAAAAUAAAUUUCAAAUUUCCGAAUUAGAUCAUUCAAGAAUUGUUUUUAUAUAUUUAAGAGAAUUUAAUAAAUUUAUUGAUAGUUCAUAUUGGAAACAUUUUACUAUUUUAGGUCAAUUUAUUGGUCAAAUAUUAUCAAGUUUAGAAGUAUGUUUUGAAUUAUCUCCUGAUGUUUGGGUAGAUACUAUGGGAUUACCUGGGAGUUACUUUAUUGCUUCUGUUAUAUUAAGAAUUCCUAUAAUUGCUUAUGUUCAUUACCCUGUUUUACAAGAAGAUAUGUUUAAUAAAUUGAAAUAUAAAAAAAUCGGGGAUAUAACAAAUAUUGGAAAUUUUCAAGAUUUAAAAAGUUAUAUUAAAUUUCUAUAUUGGUCAAUUUUAUAUUUUAUUUAUGUAUAUUUAGGAUCAUAUGUUGAUUUAACUUUAGCAAAUGGGACAUGGACUUUCAAUCAUAUGAAUAAAAUAUGGACAUUAAAUAAACCUUUAGGUAAACAAAUUAAAAUAUUAUAUCCACCAUGUGGUACAGAAAAUUUAAUAACUGAAUCAGAACCAUCAAAUGAAAGAGAAAAUAAAUUAUUAUAUUUAGCUCAAUUCAGACCUGAAAAACGUCAUAUUUUAAUUUUAAAAGAAUAUCAACAAUUUUUAUCAAAUAAUUAUCCUGGUAUAACUAAACCAACUUCGGAUAUUCCAACUUUAAUAUUUGCUGGUUCAUGUAGAACUAAUGAUGAUACUGCAACAUUAGAAUUUUUAAAAAAUGAAACAAAAAAUUUAAACCUAACAAAUUUUGUUGAAUUUAAAGUUGACAUUUCAUACACGGAAGUUAUUGAAUUAUUAUCAAUUUGUAAAUUUGGUUUAAAUGCAAUGUGGAAUGAACAUUUUGGAAUUGGAGUAGUUGAAUAUAUAGCAAGAGGUUGUAUUCCAAUAGUUCAUGCAUCAGCUGGACCUUAUUUAGAUAUAGUUACAGAUGAAGAAGAUGACGAACCAUCAUCACCUCAUAAAAAGGAUUGGGCAAAUUCAAUUGGUUUUUUUUUCAAAUCUUUUGCUGAUCCAGAUUUUAAUCAAUCUGAUCAAACUAGAGAACUGAAUGAAGAUAAAUUAUUAUUAUUUGAAAUAAAUGGUGAAAUUUUAGAAUUUCCAACUUUAGAACAAUUAUUAACUAACAUUUAUGUUAAGGAACAUGAAUUAAUAAGUCAUGCUAGAUUGAAAAAAAUGAGAAAAUUAGGUCAAGAUUUAAUAAUUGAUAAAUUUUCAAAUGAUACAUUUAAUAAACAAUGGAUUGGGUAUAUAAGGAAAAUUGAUGCUUUGGAAAAGAAAUAUAGAGAUGAAAGAAGAGGUAAACUAGAACGAGUUUAUUAA
Molecule: messenger RNA, 1839 nt
Organism: Lodderomyces pseudojiufengensis
Lineage: Eukaryota; Fungi; Ascomycota; Pichiomycetes; Serinales; Debaryomycetaceae
Gene: ALG11
Product: alpha-1,2-mannosyltransferase
Exons: 1
Coding region: 1-1839 (612 amino acids)
Biological process (GO): protein N-linked glycosylation
Cellular component (GO): endoplasmic reticulum membrane
Molecular function (GO): GDP-Man:Man(3)GlcNAc(2)-PP-Dol alpha-1,2-mannosyltransferase activity
Source: RefSeq, a predicted model, not a curated record